GCUCCCCGCGUCCGCUCUGCUGCCCUGAGCCGGCGAUCACCGUCCUCGCCGCUGCGCCUCGGCCACAUGGACGCCCUUUGCGGCUCCGGGGAGCUCGGCUCCAAAUUCUGGGACUCCAACCUGACUGUGUACACCAACAACCCGGACCUCACUCCCUGCUUCCAGAACUCUCUGCUGGCCUGGGUUCCCUGCAUCUACCUGUGGGCUGCCCUGCCCUGUUAUCUGUUCUACCUGAGGCACCACCGCUGUGGCUACAUUGUCCUCUCCGUCCUGUCCAGGCUCAAGACGGCCCUGGGUGUCCUGCUGUGGUGUGUCUCAUGGGCGGACCUCUUCUACUCCUUCCAUGGCCUGAUCCACGGUGGGGCCCCUGCUCCCAUCUUCUUUGUCACCCCCCUGGUGGUGGGGAUCACCAUGUUGCUGGCCACCCUAUUGAUCCAGUACGAGCGGUUGCGGGGUGUGCAGUCCUCAGGGGUCCUCAUCAUCUUCUGGUUUCUGUGUGUGGCCUGCGCCAUCAUCCCUUUCCGCUCCAAGAUCCUCUCAGCCAUAGCACAGGGCAAGAUCUCAGACCCUUUCCGUUUCACCACCUUCUAUAUCUACUUCGCCCUGGUGCUCAGUGCACUCAUCCUGUCCUGCUUCAGGGAGAGGCCGCCAUUUUUCUCCCCAGAGAAUGUCGACCCUAACCCCUGCCCAGAGGACAGCGCUGGCUUCCUCUCCCGCCUGUUUUUCUGGUGGUUCACAAAGUUGGCUAUCCUGGGCUACCGGCGUCCCCUGGAGGCUCAGGACCUCUGGUCCCUGAACAAGGAGGACUGUUCCCACAUUGUGGUGCAGCGACUGCUCAAGGCAUGGCAAAAGCAACAGAACGGAGCUGCAGGAUCCAAGGCUACAGCAGCAAAUGGGAAGAAAGUUUCUGGUGAGGACCAGGUGCUGUUGGGCGGCCCACUCAGGUCCCGGGAGCCCUCCUUCCUGCGGGCCCUGCUGACUACCUUCACCUCCAGCUUACUCAUCAGUGCUUGCUUCAAGCUGAUCCAAGAUCUACUCAGCUUUGUCAACCCACAGCUACUCAGUAUGCUGAUCCGGUUCAUCUCUAACCCUGAGGCCCCCACCUGGUGGGGCUUCCUGCUGGCCGGGCUGAUGUUCCUGUCCUCCAUGAUGCAGACACUGAUCUUACACCAGUAUUUCCACUGCAUCUUCGUGUCAGCCUUGAGGCUUCGCACGGCCAUCAUGGGUGUCCUCUAUAGGAAGGCACUGGUCAUCACCAAUUCAGUCAAACGUGAAUCUACUGUGGGAGAAAUGGUCAACCUGAUGUCCGUGGACGCCCAGCGCUUCAUGGACGUGUCCCCUUUCCUUAACCUGCUGUGGUCAACACCGCUGCAGAUCAUCCUGGCAAUCUACUUCCUCUGGCAGAUCCUGGGUCCCUCUGUCCUGGCUGGAGUGGCUGUCAUGAUCUUGCUGAUUCCACUCAAUGGAGCUGUGGCUAUGAAAAUGCGAACCUUCCAGGUGCAACAGAUGAAGCUUAAGGACUCACGCAUCAAGCUGAUGAGUGAGAUUCUGGGUGGCAUAAAGGUGCUGAAGCUGUAUGCCUGGGAGCCCAGCUUCUUGGAGCAGGUGCAGAGCAUCAGGCAGGGUGAGCUCCAGCUCCUGAGCAAAAGUGCUUACCUGCAGGCCAUAUCCACCUUCAUCUGGGUCUGCACCCCCUUCCUGGUAACACUGAUCACCCUCGGGGUGUACGUGUGUGUGGACGAGAACAACGUGCUGGAUGCUGAGAAGGCCUUCGUCUCUGUGUCCUUGUUCAAUAUCUUAAAGACCCCUCUCAACAUGCUGCCCCAGUUAAUCAGCAACCUGACCCAGACCAGCGUGUCUCUGAAACGGAUCCAGCAUUUCCUGAUCCAAGAUGAACUUGACCCCCAGUGUGUGGAGAGAAAGACCAUCUCCCCAGGCUACGCCAUCACCAUACACAAUGGUACCUUCACCUGGGCCCAGGACUUGUCUCCCACCCUGCACAGCCUAAACAUCCAGAUCCAGAAAGGAGCACUAGUGGCCGUGGUGGGGCCUGUGGGCUGUGGGAAGUCCUCCCUGGUGUCUGCCCUGCUGGGGGAGAUGGAGAAGCUGGAAGGCACAGUGUCUGUGAAGGGCUCUGUGGCCUACGUGCCCCAGCAGGCGUGGAUCCAGAACUGCACUCUGCAGGAAAAUGUGCUGUUUGGCCGAGCCAUGAACCCUAAGCACUACCAACAGGCUCUGGAGACAUGUGCCCUGCUAUCUGACCUGGAGGUGCUGCCUGGUGGAGACCAGACAGAGAUUGGAGAGAAGGGCAUUAACCUGUCUGGGGGCCAGAGGCAGAGGGUCAGUCUGGCCCGAGCUGUUUACAGUGACUCCGACAUUUUUUUACUGGAUGACCCAUUAUCAGCUGUGGACUCCCAUGUGGCCAAACAUAUCUUUGACAAAGUGAUUGGGCCAGAAGGUGUGCUGGCAGGCAAGACUCGGGUGCUGGUGACCCAUGGUGUCAGCUUCCUGUCCCAGACAGACUUCAUCAUAGUACUAGCCAACGGACAGGUGUCUGAAAUGGGCCACUACUCAGCACUGCUGCAGCAUGAUGGCUCCUUUGCCAACUUCCUCCGCAACUACGCACUGGAUGAGAAUAUGGAACCCCUCGAAGAUGGCCCAAUCGCCUUGGAAAAUGUAGAUGAGGAGAUGCUACUGAUCGAAGACACACUCAGCACCAACACAGACCUGGCAGAUAAUGAGCCAGUCGUAUAUGAGGUCCGGAAACAGUUUAUGAGACAGCUGAGCACCAUGUCCUCAGAAGGAGAGGGACAGGGCCGGCCUGUGUCCAGGAGACACCUGAGUCAAUCAGAGAAGAUGGUGCAGGUGACAAAGGCGAAGGAGACUGGGGCACUAAUCCAGGAGGAGAAGGCAGAGACUGGCACUGUGAAGCCGAGUGUAUUCUGGGAUUAUGCCAAGGCUGUGGGGCUCUGUACCACGGUGGCUAUCUGUUUCCUGUAUGCUGGCCAAAGUUCAGCUGCCAUUGGGGCUAACGUGUGGCUCAGCGACUGGACCAACGAUGCUGUGGUGGAUGGGAAACAAAAUAACACCUACUUACGACUGGGAGUCUAUGCUGCUUUGGGAAUUCUGCAAGGAGUCCUGGUGAUGCUGUCUGCCUUUACUAUGGCUGUGGGUGGCAUCCAGGCUGCACGCCUGCUGCACGAGGCACUGCUGCACAACAAGAUGCGCUCACCACAGUCCUUCUUUGACACGACGCCCUCAGGCCGUAUCCUCAAUCGCUUCUCCAAGGACAUCUAUGUCAUUGAUGAGGUUCUGGCCCCCACUAUCCUCAUGCUGUUCAAUUCCUUCUACAAUUCCAUCUCCACGGUUGUGGUCAUCGUGGUCAGCACACCACUCUUCAUUGUGGUUAUCCUGCCUCUGGCUGUGUUCUACGCCUUUGUUCAGCGCUUCUAUGUGGCUACAUCACGACAACUGAAGCGGCUGGAAUCGGUCAGCCGUUCACCCAUCUACUCCCACUUUUCAGAGACAGUUACUGGCACUAGUGUUAUUCGGGCCUAUGGCCGAAGCCAAGACUUCAAGGUCCUCAGUGAUACUAAGGUCGACAUCAACCAGAAGAGCUGCUACCCGUAUAUCGCCUCCAAUCGGUGGCUAGGUGUCCAUGUGGAGUUUGUGGGGAACUGUGUGGUGCUCUUUGCAGCUCUGUUUGCAGUGAUUGGGAGAAGCAGCCUGAGUCCAGGGAUGGUGGGCCUUUCUGUGUCCUAUGCCCUACAGGUGACAAUGGCUCUGAACUGGAUGAUACGGACGAUGUCAGACUUGGAGUCUAAUAUUGUAGCUGUGGAGAGAAUUAAGGAGUACUCCAAGACAGAGACAGAGGCGCCAUGGGUGGUGGAGGGCAGCCGUCCUCCCAAAGGCUGGCCCACGCAUGGGGAGGUGAAGUUCCAGAACUAUUCUGUGCGGUACCGACCUGGCCUGGAACUGGUGCUGAAGAACUUGACGCUGCACGUGCACGGUGGUGAGAAGGUGGGCAUCGUGGGCCGCACCGGGGCUGGCAAAUCGUCCAUGACGCUCUGCCUGUUCCGAAUCCUGGAGGCAGCAGAGGGGGAAAUCCGCAUUGAUGGCCUCAACAUCGCAGACAUUGGCCUCCAUGACCUGCGGUCUCAGCUGACCAUUAUCCCCCAGGAUCCCAUCCUGUUCUCGGGGACCCUGCGUAUGAACCUGGACCCCUUUGGCCGUUACUCGGAGGAGGACAUUUGGAGGGCCUUGGAGCUGUCCCACCUGCACACUUUUGUGAGCACCCAGCCAGCAGGACUGGACUUCGAGUGCUCUGAGGGUGGGGAGAAUCUCAGUGUUGGCCAGAGGCAGCUCGUGUGCCUGGCCCGAGCCCUGCUUCGAAAGAGCCGCAUCCUAGUUUUAGAUGAGGCCACAGCUGCCAUUGACCUGGAGACUGAUGACCUCAUCCAAGCGACCAUCCGCACCCAGUUUGAUACCUGCACUGUGCUGACCAUCGCCCACCGGCUUAACACGAUCAUGGAUUACACCAGGGUCCUCGUCCUAGACAAAGGGAUAGUAGCUGAAUUUGAUUCUCCAGUCAACCUCAUUGCAGCUAGAGGCAUCUUCUAUGGGAUGGCCAAAGAUGCAGGACUUGCCUAAAAUACAUUCCUGGAACUUCGUCCUGGUCUUCCUGGAAGGGAAAUGGCGCUAUGUGUUCACCAAAUGGACUUGAUGGCAAUUGAUGGGAGCAUUUGUGAGAUUUUACCUUUGUCAAGUACCUCAGAGAAUAACCUCGCUUAGUGUUAGCUUAAUUGGGGAUGAAGUGAGGCCCAACAGGAGAAUGACACACCCAGGGUCGCAGCUAGUUUGAAGCAGAGCCUAGAUAGUGCCUGUGUCUCCUGAUUCCCAAUCUAGUGUUAUUUCCAUUCUGCACUGUUUUUAAAUACUCAUUUCAUAAGAUGACCUCUGUCUAAUUUUUCACAUUUUCUAAAGUUUUUUUUUUUUUAAAAUAAAUCUGUUUCCUCCUGGAACCAAAGACUGCUAGGUCAGGCUGUCCUAGGAAUGGAGUCCUAUACUCUUGCUACUGCCUGAAUCCAUUACAAAUGGAGUGUGGGUGAAAUAAAGCUGUGUGGUCGACCACAUACAUACCUGGUGCUGCCUUUUCCUGCCUAUGAGGUUUGGGGGUUAGGA
This is a messenger RNA of Castor canadensis (American beaver), 5181 nucleotides long. It is a transcript of the gene Abcc3, whose product is annotated as ATP binding cassette subfamily C member 3. Gene Ontology annotation, biological process: transmembrane transport. The record is from RefSeq and is a predicted model, not a curated record. Gene Ontology annotation, cellular component: membrane. Lineage: Eukaryota; Metazoa; Chordata; Mammalia; Rodentia; Castoridae. Gene Ontology annotation, molecular function: ATP binding; ATP hydrolysis activity; ABC-type transporter activity.